CAGCGCGCUGACAAGGGAACACACGGCCAGAGCCAGAAAGAGACCAUUGUGCACGAUCACUAUCGCAUGUUUUCAGCGUCUGCUCUGUGGACAACAGUGUGACGUAAAAUGAAAAGUUUCUGGAACUUUUGGCAUCGUUUCCUCAAGGUUUAGCCCAAAACCCCGGACAAGUGGUGUCUCAUUCGUCUAUAAAUAACUCUGCGGGGAGCGCACUAUGAGGUCAGUGUGCUGUGGUCCAUCUCACUGAAGCUUUCUCUGCAAACAGGUGGAUUUCGGAUAUUCCGAGAAGGUAUCUGAGGCCUCAGCAUGCCAGUCCCCCCUCCUCCCCCUCCGCCUCCCCUGGCUCCCCCUCCACCACCGCCGCCCAGCACUGCCCUGCCACAGUGUCCGCUGGAGCCUCCUAAGCUCCAGUCUGGUGGAGCAGGUGGAAGGAAUGCUCUGCUGGCCGACAUCCAGAACGGAGCCAGACUCAAGAAAGUCACACAAGUCAACGACCGCAGUUCCCCCGACGUUGAUAAGCCUAAGGCUAGCCCUGGAGAUGUAUCCAGCAGUGUUGGUGCUUCACAGGGCUCAUCAGGAGGCCUGACACCCACGGGACCCUCUCUGGGUGGGCUCUUUGCUGGAGGGUUCCCCACUCUCAGGCCUGUAGGACAAGCAGGCAAGACCCCAGUGUCCCGAUCGAGCUCCUCAGCCUCCGUGAAGCCCCUGUGGAACCCACCCCCGCCAGCAGACACGAGCAGCAUCCCUGAGCCUCAGUGGACGGCGGAGCUCCGAAGCUCCAUCCACCGUCCUCUCGCUCCCUCAUCCUCUGCUCCUUCCUCCCCCUCUCACAGCUGCAAGCGGCCACCUUCUUUCCACACUUCCUCUCCCCACCCGCCUCCACCCGCCCCUCCCUCUGCUCCUCCCCCGCCUCCCCCACCCCAAGCCUUCCAGGACCGACCCGCCAACAAGCAUCCGCCUCUCCCCUCCUGCCCUCCCCCUCCUCCUCCAUCCCAGGUCACCAAGCCCACCUGGCUCCCCAUCCAGCACUGCUACACCACCAUCUCCCAGCCCUCUACUCCUCCUCCUCUUCCUCCACCUUACCAACCUCCCUCUGCAGGGGAUCGCUCCUCAGGGUGCUUCUACCCGCCAUCCCCAGUCCACUCGGAACCUUCUAGGUUCCCCAUCCUGCGGGACAGCCCGCUGGGACCUCCUCCCCCACCUCCUCCCCCCCCUCUCCCCUCUUCUUACACCCCCAGCUGCCCAUCCACUCUCCCCCCUCCACCACCCAAAGUGGCCGCAGUGCCCUCCCCAGCCAUGCGCUCUCUGCCUCCCUCGUACCCCUGCAACGCUCCGACCCGCCGGCCGCCUGCUGUGCCCAGAAGUGCAGGUGUGGGUCGGCUGGCUCCUCCUCCAGCUCCCCCGGCACGUUCCCCCUCUACCGAGCUGUCCAUCCGCAUUCCUCCCCCUCCUCUGCCGCCCCCCCUGCCUCCAUCAAGUCUCAGGAAUGGACACCUGCACAGCCUGGCAGAUGAUUUUGAAUCCAAGUUCCAGUUCCACUCCGUAGAGGACUUCCCCCCUCCCGAUGAAUUCAAGCCUUUCCCUCGGAUUUACCCCAGCAAAGAAAACAGAGUGAACCCCAAACCACCUGGGAUCAGGACACACCUCAGAUGAGUGAAGGCCGCGCCCUGAUCUUCACCCCCACACACAUAUCAGGCAGUUAUCCUCCUCCUCCUCAUGACAAUAACAUAACUGUCAUGGACUUAUUUGGUUGCAGGCUGUGUGUGUGUGUUUGUGUUUAUUGUGUGUGUGUGUGUGUGUGUGUGUGUGUGUGUGUGUGUGUGUGUGUGUGUGUAUAUAUGUAAGUGUCAAACAGGGUCCCGCCUUAUUCUGACUAUGUGACCUCUGACCUUUUCCAGUGUGGAAUGUUUUGAAUGUGUGAGGAGGAGGGCUCUCCCUACUCACACUCUCCUCAUAAGUUACAUACAGACUCUGCACACACGCUCCAGAGACAGUGUCUUCCAGCAGCUGCAUUUAGCAGUGACUCUUUACAUGUUCUGAAAGCAUUUAAGUAUCUACAAUCAGAUUAUAAUAUUUGAUUGCAUGUGAGGAUUUGUCCCUUUAUACAGUAGCACUUGUAAACCUUCUUUAACACACGGAUAGUAAAGCUCUUUUAUAUAUAUAUACACACAAACUGCGCGACAGCAACAACUAGUGCACAAGAAGAGGCAUCUAAGGGCUUGUAUUUAAAUGUUUGACGACAUGCUCCAAACAAUAUUCUCUGUACACAUUUACAAAAGUGUUUGAGCAGAACAAUCCUCUCAAGAUGUCAUCGUUUUUGGAAUUCAAGCAGGAGACUUAAACUCAAUGUGAGGUGCAGGAGCAGGUGACAACUUCAACGUGCUAGUUCAUAAAUCUGUGUACAUCGUGUACAGUUCUCUCCCUUGUGUUUAUCAUAAGUAACAAAUGCAUCCUUUAAAAAGUGUAGAAGAGAAUUGUAUAAUUAUGUGAAUGCAUCUAUUUUAAGUUACACUGUUAUGAAUAGAUAAUGAAUGAGGUGUAGGGUUUUCUUUCUCCCUGUAUUAACCGACACUAACACCUGUGAAGACAGUGCCACCUGCUGGUUCAAUGUGUAAAGUCUUACAAGGUGUGACCACCAAAUAAACCACAAUAUUUUGUUUUAAAAA
Messenger RNA from Cottoperca gobio, 2666 nucleotides. It is a transcript of the gene wipf3, whose product is annotated as WAS/WASL interacting protein family member 3. Gene Ontology annotation, molecular function: actin binding. Bases 307 to 1653 code for a protein of 448 amino acids. The transcript is spliced from 8 exons. Lineage: Eukaryota; Metazoa; Chordata; Actinopteri; Perciformes; Bovichtidae. The record is from RefSeq and is a predicted model, not a curated record.